This is a messenger RNA of Blastomyces gilchristii SLH14081, 7470 nucleotides long. RefSeq names its product 1-phosphatidylinositol-3-phosphate 5-kinase. Bases 1 to 7470 code for a protein of 2489 amino acids. The record is from RefSeq and is a predicted model, not a curated record. Gene Ontology annotation, cellular component: fungal-type vacuole membrane; endosome membrane. Gene Ontology annotation, molecular function: ATP binding; metal ion binding; 1-phosphatidylinositol-3-phosphate 5-kinase activity. The transcript has 4 exons. NCBI's taxonomy places the organism in Eukaryota, Fungi, Ascomycota, Eurotiomycetes, Onygenales, Ajellomycetaceae. Gene Ontology annotation, biological process: phosphatidylinositol phosphate biosynthetic process.
AUGGACAUGGCUUCUCAAAAAUCACAGGGGAACUCCAGCCCCUCCGCGUCCUCCAUAUUUCUUCCACUUGGUCGACCAUCGCGACGGGGCUCCCUUGCAUCGAUGAGCUCGCAGGCGGAACGGGAACAUCGAAAUGAAGCUUUAAACCAGAUACACAAUGCCGCUUGCCAAUCAGACGAGCUCACAGUCUUCUAUGAACUUACCAGCCCGCCUACUACCUCCUCAGCAACGGACAACAAGGGCAUAGUGGGAGAUUUGCAAGGCGGCCUUAGCGGUCUUUAUAAUCGGUUUCGAGCUUCCGUGGGCGGUGUUAAAGAUAUGGUUGGCGGCUCUUCAAGACAAUCUGACAUAACACCAGCAGAGACACCAGCAGUUAGGAGCCCUACCUCGUCUUCGUUUCCCUCAAACAUAUCGGGACAAGCAACUACAGGAUCUGCCGAAGUGCAACCAUCUCUUGCGAACUCAUCCAAAUCCCAGUCUCCGGUUCUAGGCACCUUCCCUCCAAUACAAGAAGGGUCGACAACUCACUCUACAGGGAAGUCGUCACGAUUGUCCUCCAAGCCUGCCAGUGUAUCGUCAAAAGCAUCAGGACCGAUUGGUGGAUCGUUGAAAUCCCCGAUUGCCCCUCUAACCAUGGCCAGUUCAGGGGUGGCUGAUCCAACAGUGACUGAAAUAAACGUGAACGCCAUGAAGGAUAUUCCGUUUCACAGUAGAAGCGGCUCUGGGAGCAUCGCGUCCAGUAUAAUGCAGAAUGUCGAAUCUUCAAGUUCAGAGAGACGGGAUAGUUCGAUUCACACUACCGCUACCCAGUCGCAGUCGCAGCAGGAGUCAGCACCGAGUCGACAGUCAUAUUCACCUGUUUUAAUAGCACGGCACAACAACAAUGAAUCUUUUCGAGAAAGUCGCUUGCCAGAAAGCGUUAACAUUGAACGCGCAGCGUCUCCAAAGUUACGUUCUGCAACUGGGGAUCGACAUGGUCUAGCUGAACUCGAUACAUCUUUCUCAAGAUCUGCUUGGAGAGCAUCGAUCGAUGGAACGCACGAUAUGCAACCCUCUCGUAGGGACAGCCAACCUGGAAACUCUAAUAAGUCGAUCUCGAACGAUCACUCCCCAGCUCCAACUAACGUCACGAACAGCGUUUCAAAACUCUCGACCACAGAUAGUUCCACCCACGAAGGCAGAACACCUACGACACUAGCAACGUCGCUCACCAUGACCGACAAAGAACCAUCAUCCGCGCACUCAUCUAAGGCCUCAUUCAAGGAUCGCCAGGCGAAGGCCACCUCCAAAAUCAGUCAAUCGCGCCUACUUGGUUUUGGACCCUCAAGGAUGUCGUCCUCAGAGUCAAAUGGCCAUCAGUCCACAUCGACCCCUGUGCAUAUUUCGUUCCGCGCUGAUCAUGACGGCCUUGAUGCCCGAGCAAGAAAAUUCCCUCCUCCCCAAACUCGGCAGGAGGCACCGCCUUUCCGGAGCAAGCUUCUCAGCAAGGAAUUCUGGAUGCGUGAUGAAAAUGCUAAGGAUUGCUUCCAUUGUGGUGAACCUUUUUCCACAUUCAGAAGGAAACACCACUGCCGCACUUGCGGCCAGAUUUUCGAUGCGAAAUGUACCUCUCUAAUACCAGGCGCUGAUUUCGGAAAUUCCGGCUCGAUACGGGUUUGCAGACCUUGUGAGAGUAAAAUUAUCGCUUACCAGGAUGAUUCAUCAGAUCUAUCUGGAGAUGACAUGAGCCCUAUUGUUAUAAAUCCCCGGAGCCCCCAUGCUAUUUCCAAUGGGAAUAUAUCCCGCCUGAGCGUGGCCGACGACGAUGCUUCGUCUGUCGUGUCUCAAUCGGUUGAUCAUGUGCUAAAGACUCCCACCAUGGCCAUACCUGCAACUCGACGUACCGGUGACGGGAAUAAUCGACGUUCCGCCAUCCUUGAAUUUGAUUCCGAUCGCCAACUUGCGAGGCCGUCUUCGUCGCGAUCGCUGAAAUCGUCGAUGAAUGGAAGGCCACAUUCCAUUAGCCAUAAACGUCAUCAUUCUCGGCAUCAAUAUAUUCGCAGCUUCAAAUCCUACCACGAGGAUAGAGCCCCAUUCCAGCGUCGCGCUGCAGAUGAUAUGAGCCGCGAAUCCAGGCUUCCAGCCUUCCACCGGGAUAACAUUAUUGAUCCAGAUCUUGCCCAGUACCUGUCAGAUGAUGCUUCAAGUGGUGAUGAACAAUCGAACUUAUUCGCGGUUGUCUCAGAUGGCGGUCUCUCUAAAAGUGGUGGCGAAAGUGAGAAAGCGUCUUUCGGUGGCCUUCUUGCAGCCGUCAGAAAGAGUCGUUCUCGUUUGGGUGAGCGGUCCGGAAUAUCAGCAUUGUACCCGUCCCGCGAUGGCGACGAUACGAGCGUCAGUAGCUCGAGAGCAGUGAAUCUGCCGCGUUCUGGGCGCCGGCGGAUCGCCGGCCUCCGCCGGAUUCAAGAUGACCAGAAGCUCCUCAAUGAGAGGGCUGGCGCACCUGCAGUUGAACUCAAUCGAGCCAGUAUGGACCACGUUCGCAAACUCCUUCGGCAACUUCUGAAAGAUGAUCAUAUUCCUCAUUCCAAUUCUUGGGAAACUGCUCUAUUACCGAUCCUUCUCAAAGCCACGGAUGAUGUAGAGCCUAACGUUCAACAAGGUGAUGCGAUGGAUAUACGUCACUACGUGAAGCUGAAAAAGAUACCUGGGGGCCGACCUGGGGAUACAUCCUACGUGUCUGGCCUGGUUUUUACGAAAAACCUAGCUCUGAAAAGUAUGCCGCGCAGUAUUUCCAGACCAAAUAUCCUUAUCAUUACAUUUCCACUGGAAUAUGCACGCCAGCAGCAGCAUUUCAUGAGUCUAGAGCCUGUCAUUCGUCAAGAACGUGAAUUCCUCGAGAAUUUGGUCAAUAGAAUAUCGUCCCUCAAACCUAAUCUUCUUCUUGUCGAAAAGAAUGUUUCUGGGUUAGCGCUUCAGUUAUUGGAAAAAGCAAAUAUCGCCACUGCUUACAAUGUUAAGCCUUCGGUAAUUGAGGCAGUAUCUAGGUGUACCCAAACUAGGAUUAUUACAUCUAUGGAUAGGCUAGCCACCAAUCCAUCGUACCCCGGCAAAUGCGGUAGCUUCGAUGUCAAAACGUAUGUCCAUAAAAACCGCAAGAAGACUUACAUGUAUAUAUCUGGCUGCCCGAAGGAAUUGGGAUGCACAAUUGUCCUACGUGGUGCUGAAAAUGACCUCCUCAUGAAGAUUAAACGGAUUACGGAAUUCAUGGUCUAUGUUGUAUACAAUUUGAAGUUGGAGACCUGUCUUAUGAGGGACGAGUUUGCGAAAAUACCUUCCUCGCCUCCGGAUACAACAUCAACGGCCAAAACAAGUGCCGCCUCUAGCAUGACAGAUGGGACCGGACAACGCAGCGAUUCGAGAACUACAACACACAAUUACAACACUCCAACCAGCUCCCAGUCAGCCAUCACUGACGGAGCAAAACCGGCGGAAGAACCUGUAGCAUCCCAAGGCUCGAUUUCUGUCAGUGACACCACUACGGACGCUUCUAGUGGAAAGAAUAACUCCAAUUCUACUACUGAGCCUGCCUUCUAUGAAGAUAUGGUCGAGAAGCAUCAAACAAAAAUCCUCUCCGCAUCCCCAUUCGUAAAAUUCAUGCCUCCAUACCUUCUCAUGCGGGCGAGAGAACUUGAGAGACAGCUUGCAUAUCUCAAACGGCUCCGUGAUCAGGACUUCUCAACCGAGCAGUUAAAUGACGACAAAGCAAAAUCUCAAAAAUUUGUUCUCAUCACUCCCGAGAUGAUCCAUGAAUCCCUCUCUGGUGCUCCAGCCAAAGUAAAGGAAGUGCUCCAUGCCGUUCACGAUGCAGAAUAUGACAGAGCGCUCCAUAACUACCAAACACAAAAGAGGCAGUGGGAAACCUAUAUCUCCGGAAACGACAACUUGUUUGAUCCCUACGCCCAUCAAAAUAUUGUCGUGCUUCACAGCCUUGUUUGUACCACAACUUCUGUUCCGUGUGCCGGUCCGGACAUAUUUGCGCUUGGAUUCUACAAUGAGCACGAAUCAGACAGGAUAUUCGAAGCGGAUUUCACACUAGGUCAGUACGUCGAGGAACUUUGCCUGAGCGCCAACGAUGUCUGUGACGUAAAUGGCUGUGACGAACGGAUGUUUAGCCAUCACCGACAGUAUGUACAUGGUGAAGCCCAGGUUACUGUCAUUGUACAGCCACAUCCAUCCAAACUCCGCGGAUUGCAGGACGUGAUUUUAAUGUGGAGUUGUUGCAAGAUCUGUGGCAACGAAACACCAGCUAUUCCUAUGUCGGAAAGCACUUGGAGAUAUUCUUUUGGAAAAUAUCUUGAAUUAUCAUUUUGGUGUGGUAAUUUACAUGCACGCGCCGGUGUCUGUCCGCAUGACUUGCAUCGCGAUCACCUUCGAUAUUUUGGUUUCAAAGAUGUGGCUAUUCGUAUUCAUUAUGACCCUAUCAACCUGCUUGAAAUAAUUGUCCCGCGACCCCGCGUUACGUGGAAGGUUGAUAAAGAUCUCAGACUCCGAAACGAGAUUUACAUGCAAGCUGAAAAGCGCUUGAAUCGAUUCAUGUUAUCCGUCAAGGCCAGGUUGAAAAGUAUUAACGUUAACAGUGUCAUACCAGAAAUGGCUGAGAAUUGCAGGCAAGAAAUUGAAGCCCUCACAAAACGGGCGAAUGACGAGCAUCUAGCCCUCAUUAAACAGCAUCAAGAACUAUACAUGAAUUCACGAUACUGGGAAAUUGUCCCACUGAAUAGGGUGAUUCAUGGAACGCAAGAGAAGGCGGUGGAGUGGGAUGCGACGUUCGCAGAAUUUGAGCGGAACUUCUUCCCCUCCGAAAAAGAUAUUCGGCGAUUGGCAACAUUACAACUCAAAAGGAUAUUCCUCGAUAAAGACGUUUCUGUCACUUCCUUCGCUUCUACUGACGAAACGGCAGCAACGACCCCUAUUGAGGCAGAGGAGGCAGAUGGCACAACUACUUCACCAUUGGCGGAAAGCCCAAAAUUAGCGAGAAGGAUGACACUAUCUCCUCAAGAGGCUAAGAGUGUUCUCGCUUCGGUAGUGGAAGAGCAUUCAAGUAAGCGAAAUAGAGAUGUUGAAAGUCCGGAGCGGCUUCAUUCUCCCACUCUUGCAAACAUCGAGAAACAGGGACCUAUGAAGCUCCCAGAGACAGCGAUUCCCACAGAGGAAGAUGUUCGACUGUUACACCUGCCUACCUCUCCCCAUGGCGAGGAGGAAAAUUCUAGUUGUCAGAUUGAGCCCAUCUCCCCACCUUUAGCUGAAAAUAAUACUGGAGGUCAACCUGCGGUUGAUGAAAAUGUCCGUUCGGCUUCGGAGCUGCUACCAAUUGAUUCAAAUGAAACCCAGACCGAAACCCAGGCCAAAGCCCAAGGGGAGAGGUGCAGCGAAGAUAGCGCUGAACAUCCUGCCAUACGCGCACCUCAAACACCUAGACCCUCUGGUAUACCAAGGCCAGCGGAUAGAUCGACUCGAAAAGGCCCAAGCGGAAAAUCUCCGCCCUUACUUAGAGCACAGUCGCAAUCAGGUUAUAUUCAUAAUGAGAAUAGCAAUGCGUCUGGAGUGCAACUCCUGCAAAGGUCAUCAACCGGCGGUUCAAGUCCUAAAAAGACCGAGAAGCAGGUAGAACAAAACAAUGGCUCAAAAACGAAAGGGACUGAAAAGAGGCUUUCGGAGCGCUUAGGCUUGCCCUCUUUAAAAUCUAAUAAGCUCACUUCUAGUCAUCACUCCCUGAUACCGCGCUCAGUACAAACCAGGAGCUCGCGCGUUUCUAAUCUCGCAAAACAUUUUGAACAACUCAGCCGGGAAUUUGAAAAAGAACGUCUGAGGGAACGGCAACAGCGAGCAUUGCAAAGAAAGCAUUCUCGCGCGUAUCCCAUGGCAUCCUCAAAUCCGAUCGUAGAAGUUUACAAGAACGUGAGAGAUGCAGUUGAGGAACGGGAUCCAUCAGACGAGGACUUCUUGUCAAGCCAGCCAUCUGCUGCUACUUCAAAGGAAUCAACCACGUUGAUCAGCGACAUGGCGAAACCUGCUCAGCCUGCAGAAAGUUUAGAAGAGGCCAAGGACCAACCAGAGGAGGUAUCCAGAAAAUCAGAAGAAAGUGUGCAAGAAGCUGGGCAAGCUCUAUCAGAGGCAGAGGGCGAAGGGGCAGGAGAAGAGGAGCACAGUGAUGGCGAACAAAGCCUGCUGGACGAACUACAGAUUGUUGACUCCGCUGAAGAAGCAAAUAAGCUGUCACCUGAUGAACUUGAUUUAAAGGAGUUGCCGAAAUAUGAACGAACCUCGCUGCUUAAAGUGUUAACGAACUUCUGGGCCGAACGCUCCGCCAGCGGUUGGGCCCCGCUCGAAUACCCUCUCAGCGAUUCCGACCACGUUUUCGCAGAUUGUGACAUCAUUGUUCGAGAAGAUGAACCAAGCUCCCUGAUAGCCUUUGCUCUGGACUCUGAGGACUACAAGAAUAAGCUUUGGAGCAUCCAAGAGCAUGACGAAAUAAUUGAAGUCAAGGCCACCGAUGGACGUCGUGAGCCAGAAGUCGAGCAGUCACUGUUGCGCGAGACGGGAACACAUCUCAAAUACCAGUUCCAAGAAAGCCAGACAAAGAUGCUUUGCAAAGUUUUCUAUGCCGAGCAAUUCGAUGCACUUCGAAGAAAAUGCGGUGUCUCAGACCGGAUUGUGGGGUCACUCUCCCGUUGCAUGAAAUGGGAUUCCAGAGGCGGAAAAACCAAGUCACUCUUCCUCAAAACCCUAGACGAUCGGUUCAUCCUCAAAUCGCUCUCAACUAUCGAGACCCAGGCCUUCCUAAAAUUCGCACCGGCAUACUUCCAAAUCAUGUCUGAGGCUCUAUUUCACGAACUGCCCUCGGCCAUCGCGAAGAUGUUCGGCUUCUACCAAGUAAUCAUCAAAAACCCUGCGACUGGUGUCGAAUUUAACUGGUUCCUUCUUCUCAUGGAGAACCUGUUCUACGACCGGAGCCCAACAAGGAUCUUCGACCUAAAGGGUUCAAUGCGAAAUCGCAAAGUGCAAAGCACAGGAGAGCGCAACGAAGUCCUCCUUGACGAAAACAUGGUGGAGUUCAUCUACGAGAGCCCCUUGUUCACUCGAGAACACUCCAAGAAACUACUAAGUCAGAGCGAACUCGUCGUCGGAAUCAUCGAUUGCAUCCGUACAUAUACUUGGGAUAAGAAAUUAGAGUCGUGGAUUAAGGAUCGCGGAUUUGCUGGCGGGGGGAAGAAUCGGCCAACCGUCACUAGUCCGAAAGAAUACAAGAGUCGCUUCCGGGAAGCGAUGGCUAGAUAUGUACUGCAUGCCCCGAAUUCUUGGCACCAAUUCCACACGUACAUUGAUAGACGCAACCUAAGACUCAAGGAUCGUGGACGGGAACGCGAUCGGGAGCGAGAGACUUUCGAAGUCAGCAGGGAUGAGAAUGUCGAGUUAGGAGACGAUUACUAG